This is a messenger RNA of Acinonyx jubatus (cheetah), 4177 nucleotides long. It is a transcript of the gene HOXC12, whose product is annotated as homeobox C12. The record is from RefSeq and is a predicted model, not a curated record. Gene Ontology annotation, biological process: regulation of DNA-templated transcription. The transcript has 2 exons. NCBI's taxonomy places the organism in Eukaryota, Metazoa, Chordata, Mammalia, Carnivora, Felidae. Gene Ontology annotation, molecular function: sequence-specific double-stranded DNA binding; DNA-binding transcription factor activity, RNA polymerase II-specific. The coding region runs from base 715 to 1560 and encodes 281 amino acids.
AAUACCCAGCAUUGCAAUUCUCUCAUAGUCCUUCCUGGAGGAAAGGACCCCAAGUGUCCCCCCAAAUUCCUGUGCAGAUAGAGCUGAGGAGGGGGAGUACCGCAGUAGCAGGGCUGGGAAAGACCGUGGCAGGGAAACCUGUCCUUACCCCCACUUCGCCUCUACUGUAAAUAAACCCCGAGCCAAAGGGCUCAUCCGUCUCCUUAAACAGCCAGUAAACUUUAUAUGACACAAUAUCUAAUAGUAAUUUAUUGGGGAGAUAUUGUAAAUUCCAACGGUUUUAGUUAAUAAAGGAGCUAAUUAAAGAGGGACAGGCUGUGCUUGGCCAGCUGUUGGCGAGAAGAUAAUACAUCUGGGGGGGGUGGGUGCAUGGUGCAGAAGUGUGUAUGUGCGGGGAUUUUUGGUGUGGCUUUUUCCCUUUUGCCCCGGGUCGGGCGAUUGACUCACUGUCUGCAUUAGGUUUUAUGGUAUUUUUAAAAACCAGAAACCAGAGACUAAAUCUGCCCCCGAGUUUUGUCUCUCCCCCCCCCCACCCCAGAGUGGGGAAGGGGGAAGUUGGAGUUGGUGCAAGGUGGGGGGAUUCGCUGUCCCCACCCAUCCCCCUGGCGGCGGCGCCCACGUGAGCCGGAUGGCCAAUGGGUGGCCGGUGCAGGUUUAACUAUGUUUAAUGUCAGAUAGCAAUAAAGUAGAAGCUGCCGGCCGGGCCCCGCGGAAAUGGGCGAGCAUAAUCUCCUGAAUCCCGGGUUUGUGGGGCCGCUGGUGAACAUCCACACGGGAGACACGUUCUACUUCCCCAACUUCCGCGCGUCCGGGGCGCAGCUGCCAGGGCUGCCUUCGCUGUCCUACCCGCGCCGUGACAACGUGUGCUCGCUGCCCUGGCCGUCGGCGGAGCCCUGCAAUGGCUACCCGCAGCCCUAUCUCGGCAGCCCGGUGUCGCUCAACCCGCCCUUUGGCCGCACGUGCGAGCUGGCGCGCGUGGAGGACAGCAAGGGUUACUACCGCGAGCCGUGCGCCGAGGGCGGCGGGGGCCUGAAGCGUGAGGAGCGCGGGCGCGACCCGGGCCCAGGAGUCGGGCCGGGGGCGGCGCUGCUGCCGCUGGAGCCGUCGGGGCCCCCUGCGCUCGGUUUCAAGUACGACUACGCGGCGGGCGGCGGCGGCGGCGACGGGGGCGCGGGACCCCCGCACGACCCGCCCUCGUGCCAGUCACUGGAAUCCGACUCCAGUUCGUCCCUGCUCAACGAGGGCAACAAGGGCGCCGGCGCCGGCGACCCGGGCAGCUUGGUAUCGCCUUUAAACCCCGGCGGCGGGCUCUCGGCCAGCGGCGCGCCCUGGUACCCGAUCCACAGCCGCUCCCGGAAGAAGCGCAAGCCCUAUUCGAAGUUGCAGCUGGCGGAGCUGGAGGGGGAGUUUCUGGUGAACGAGUUCAUCACGCGGCAGCGCCGGAGGGAACUCUCAGACCGCUUGAAUCUUAGUGACCAGCAGGUCAAGAUCUGGUUUCAGAACCGGAGAAUGAAAAAGAAAAGACUUCUGUUGAGGGAGCAAGCUCUCUCCUUCUUUUAGGCGGCAAGACACGGGCACCGGCCCCGGACUGAGCCUGUCUCUGGCAGGGAGCAAGAGGGGGCGCUGCCUGGGACCCAGUCCCCGCUUAGAACGCCAGGCAUCUCUGGCAGGCCCUCCCUGGACAUCCUCUUGUCUGUUUUGUUUGUGGUUCCCUCCCACACACCCCCAGCAGGCCCUGCCAAGUCUCAGAGAGAAGGGAAGAAGCCAGCCAAGGAGAGAGGAAGCCCACAGCUGCAGGCAGGGGAUAGGGGCAGGGAAGGCUGAGGUGCUGGGGAAGGACUGGUUUGCAGUGGGACCGGGGCACUGGGCCCGGGGCUGAGGAGCUGGAGCAAAGGUAAUCCAGGCACCCCCCUCCCACCACUUUCCUUCCGUGGUCGGAAGUCAACCUGCAGUAGGCAAAAGUGGGGACAGUGGAACCGAGGCUCCCCAAACUCCCAGCGGUUGGGGUUAGGAGAGGUGGAGAGGAGGGAGCAAGAGUGGAGCGUGGGCGGAGAGAUUGGCAGGGGUCAGCGUAGCUAUGCAAGGGCAGGAGGAAGUGGAGAAACCUGGGAGGAAGUGCGGUUUGGGAGAACAGAGUGAUCAUUAAUGCCCGGUAAAGUCCGCUGGGGUCUGGUCCUCUAGGCCUGGAGGCCGAGGCACAGGCGUUUGACAGAGCCGGCUGCGGACAAGGCGACCAUCAGCCUUAAGUCCUCUCUGGGGCGGGCUGCCUGAAAAGUCUCCUGGUCUCCAGCCUUCUCCCGACGCCUCUGCCCGCCCAUUCGCUCGCAGGUGUGCUGCCAGGCACUCUUCCUGCUGCCUAGGCGGCUGCGGACCGGAAGCCGCAAGCGCGGAAUUGAGAGCCCAGCGGACGCAGCCUCGGGCAUAGUAGCCACCCCAGGGACCCCCACCUGGCCCUCCAGGAAGCCCAAGAGGCUGUGAAAGAGUCUGCGAGGCGCGGCAUUGAUUGGCCGGGAGAGUUUCUGGCAGCCGCGGCUACCGCCGCUGAUUCUCCCUUCCCCGCUGGCGUUCACGGUCACGGCCGGCCAGAGGCUGGACCGGCAUAAUUUACGAGGCAGGAGGAGAAUCUGCCCCUAAAGGGGCUACCGGCCGCAGAGGCCCCUGCUCAGCCCUGGUUUCCCAGGCUGGUGACAAUGAAGGAGGGGGGCGCUGCAGUCCCCCACACAACUCCUUUCUCUCUUUUACCCACCCCCAUUCCACCCGCCCCCCCCACCCCACAACGUCGCCCUUUGUCUCAGGAUCCUCUGCCUCCGCCUCCCCCUGGCCGGCGAGGCGCCGAGUACAAGGACCAGAGCUGAAGGAGGGACACAUCCUCAGAACCGGUGGGAAGCCAAAGAGUGGCUUCUUCUGCAGAGGGCCUUUUAUUCAAAGCCCCCUUCAGGCCCCAGCCCCAGCCCACUAGAUCUAGGCUGGCUUAGGAGAGAGAAGCAGUGGAGACGCUCGGCACCUUCCUGCACUCCGUUUUUAUCCCUCUUGGUGAGAGUUCCCCCGACUUCCCCUCUGCCCACCCACCCACCCUUGCAGGAGCAAGAAGGGCAGAAACAGGGAGCUGAUGAGAGUUAAGCCCAGCCUGGACACUGUGAACUGGCCUGCCAGCUUGGGAGUUCUUCCUGCCCUGGAAGAGUCUCUCCUAACACCCCCUCCAAUGGCAAUCCACAGAGCCUGCCGCUCUCCCACCAGCACACAGCGUCAAGUCCCUGGACAAGACUGUGCAGAGGCAUGGGCAAACGCAGGCACAGCGGAGCCCAGCACCCCCACUGGUCCCCCCCCACCCCCCCCACCAGUACUUGUAAGCAGGCAGCCUCAUGUCCCCAAAUGCAGCCCUGCAGAGUGGCGGUACAAUCACAUGCCCUCAUCGCCACUGGGCACCUGCCACACUUCCCCACCGACAUAAACUUGUUUCACCCAUAUACAACAAGUUCACAGAAAUCAGCGCCAUUCCUGCUGUCUGCACAAUCCCUUGUGGGCUGGCCCUGAGUGUGAGGCACUCUCCCCUUUGCCUGGUCACCCAUGUACCCCUUCAUGCAGCCUCUCCUGUGACCUUGUGGGCUCUGGGGUGCUGGAUUCAAGCUUCACCCCUCCAGCCUGACUCCCACAGCCUACUAGAGAAGAGAGACCAGAACACUCCAAAGGGGGUGGGGGUGUAAAGAUAUGCAAUAUUCUCUUCCUGUCGCUUUAAACUUGACUUCCGUGAGCUUCUCUGUCAAUCUGUGUCCUGUUCUCUGUGUCCCUUGCUAGUACCUAGUCUAGUCUCUGUGGGUAGAUGCCCUCCCCAGCUCUCUGUAGUGUGCCCUCCUAGUCAAACGUCUGUCUUUAGCACGUUUUCCCUUUAUAGAGUCCUUGUACAGAGUUGCUUCAUCAUAUUAAUAUUAAUAAUAAUAAUUAAAACAUGACUGAAUGAUGAUGUGAUUUUUUUGAGAAAAAAAAUUUGAACUGGGUCCCCAUACAUGGUCUUUUCUGCCUAGAAAGAAUGGGAUUCCCAGGCUCCUGACUGUCCCCUACUUUAUUUUCUCCAGUUCAGGUGAAUAAUAAAAAUGAUAAGUGUAUAAUAAUAAAGGAAGAACGGUGCAGGGGCAACAAAAAACAUACGAGCAACCAAGAUCUGUUCAUGAGCUGCCGU